AUGGACAGAGCGCACAGGGCGCUUAGACCUCUGGCGCUGAACCCAGACACCCCUAGGGAUGUAAUAGUGCGGAUGCACCGUUUCCCCAUUAAGGAGCAAUUGGUCCGACAAGCCAGACAAAAUCCCCCAACUUUCCAACAGCAGACCAUAGCCCUUUAUCAGGACCUGGCGCCUUCGACUCUCAAGAAAAGGAGAGAUCUGCGACAAUUGACGAACACCCUCAACCACCACGGCAUACGAUACAUGUGGGGACACCCCUUCAAGCUGCUGGUCCGCAGAGAAAACCAGACGCACAUACUAUCGAAUGCGGCGGAGAUGAUCCCCUUCGCAGAGUCCCUAGGCCUCACGCUUCUACCUCUACAACCGAAUAGACCACCUGGCCCCAGAGGGAGACGUCAGGAACCCAUCAGCCAUUCACCUCGACGCACACCGAGGAAAAGAGCACCCCCAAGACCACAAGACGGCAGCCCACAGCGGCACUAA
This is a messenger RNA of Pelobates cultripes (western spadefoot toad), 483 nucleotides long. NCBI's taxonomy places the organism in Eukaryota, Metazoa, Chordata, Amphibia, Anura, Pelobatidae. The record is from the annotation of a GenBank genome assembly.